Molecule: messenger RNA, 2322 nt
Organism: Symbiodinium sp. CCMP2592
Lineage: Eukaryota; Dinophyceae; Suessiales; Symbiodiniaceae
Source: the annotation of a GenBank genome assembly
AUGGCGGACACCCCCGCUUCGAUGGCCCGCGUGGAGAAGCUGGUCAUCGAGAAUUUCAAGUCGUAUGCUGGAAGACACGAAAUAGGUCCCUUCGACAAGUUCACCUGCAUUAUCGGCCCGAACGGCUCUGGCAAGUCCAACGUUAUGGAUGCCAUCAGCUUUUGCCUUGGCAUCAAGACCAAGCAUCUGAGAGGUGAGAGACUGAAGGACCUCGUCUACCGUCGUGAGGAGGAGACGGUGGACCAGAACACUCGGUCAGCCGAGGUGGUUAUGGCCUUUCGCUCCGCCAAGGGGAUUAUGAUGUACUUUGGCCGCUUUGUCACCAGCAGAGGCGAGGGCAUCUACCGCUAUGGUGGCGAUCAGGCGCCCAUGACCCCCGUGAGCUACGAGGAAUACUCCAGAAAGCUGGCCGGGGAGAACAUCUUCGUGCGAGCCAGAAGUUUCCUGGUCUUCCAGGGCGAUGUGAUGCAGAUGGCGAGGCGGCAGGGUACCGAGCUUACAGCUACGCUGGAGGCCCUGAGCGGCUCUGAGCUUUUGAAAGACAAGUACAUCAAGCUGUCCAAGGAGUUGGAGCUCGCGCAAGAGAAGGCCAGGCUCCACUUCCAACACCGCCGCGAAGCGGAGAACACCCUGGCACUCCUCGCCUCUCAGCGUGCAGAGGUGAAACGCUACCAAGAUUUGAAAGCGCAGCGUGACGCUUUGAUCGUGGAAGCUGCCCUCUUCCGUCUCUACGCCGCAGAUCGUGAGGCAGCGCAGAAUAUCGAGGUAUCCUCUGGGCUCCGCACCGAGGUCGCCGAGGCGGAAGCAGAGCUCCGGAAACGGAGAAAGGCGAUCGAGGAAGCCGAUGCUCAGCGUCAGAAGUUUGACGAGGAGUUUCGUGAGGCCCAAAACGAGCACUUCGCGCUGAAAACAGCCAUGGAGCAGCAGAAGCCAGAAAUCGCGAGCUGCCGAAAGCAGGCUCUGACAGAGCGCCUGGCCAACCGCUCGCGCGCAUGGAGCGCUGCAGCAGAGGAGGCCGCAGACGAGCCGGCCCCAAAGUUCAGGAUUGAGCUGCAGCGGCCGUGCAAAUGCCUUCAGUUCGCAGUGAAGUGGGAUCCCGACAUGAGAAAUAUGAUUAACUGUCUCAAAGAGGAGGGUGAGGAAGCCCUCACUCCAUUCUUCGAAAGUGAGGUCUUCAUCUGGAAGCUGCGGAAGUACGUUCGCAACAUGGUCUCAAGUGCUGACCGUUUGAACCUCAAGAGGGAUGUGAUCCAGCGCCGGCAACAGCGAGAGCUCAACGAAAGAACUGCCCAGAAGACGGCUGAGCAGGAGAUGCAAGACCGACAAGCUCUGUUGGAGCUCUUCGGGCAAGUUGAUCAACCAGUGGCUGCUGCCCAGGCACCAGUGGUACAAGAGCAGGCGCCUUUGGUGGCACCUUCGGAGAAGCCAGCAGCCUCUAUUGGGGUGCCAGUUGUGGAAGAAGCGGAAGACGCACCGGAUCCAUUCCUUGAGAUGCUCGCUAAGACUUCACAAAAGAAGCCAACAGACUCCAAGAUGUCACCAGAAGAUGCUGCGGCCCUGGCUUCCAUGAUGGCAGAGGGGCCUAAAAGCAGCUUGACAGAAGCAGGAGAAGCGCCGAAGGCCUUCGGGCAGGUGCUCACAGAAACUUCGCAGGAAAAGCCAGUCGAAGCUCCAAUGUCGAUGGCAUCGAUGAUGGCAGAGAAUCCUCCAAGCAGCAGAAAUGAAGCACCUCAAGAUGAGCAAUCUGCGGCUGGAGAGUCGGCGGAUGCCUUUAUGACAAUGCUGAUGGAGACCUCCCGGAAGAAGCUAACGGACACACAGAUGACGCCAGAGGAUGCUGCAGCAAUGGCGGCCAUGAUGGCAGCAGAGCAGCCCUUGAAAGCAGAGGCACCGGAUGUCCACAGAACCCUCAGUGAGAUCUCGGAGAAGAAGCCGAUUGAUGCCCAGUUGUCGCAGGAGGAUGCUGCCGCCCUGGCAUGUCUGAUGGCAGAGGAGCCUGCCAGCAACUCUACCGAAACACCACAGGAAGAAGAGCCUUCGGCAGAAGAGUCCGCAUGCAACACAGAUGGUUGGGAAGGUGAGGACUUCUUUGCACACAUCGACUCCAGCCUGCCACCAGAGGAAGCAGCAGUCAAACUCUUUGCAGCAAUGGGAAUCUCGGCAGACCUUGCAUUCGUCACGAGUGCUCCUGUCGUGCCGACCAACACCAUGGAAAGCCAGGAUCCCUUCAAGAACUUUUGGGACAGUUUGGAUGACAACAUGUCGCCAGAACUGGUGGCAGCUAAGCUCGUGCACACGGCCCAGUUCGUAAAUGCCUACUGA